GGAGGAAGCAUAGAGUCGAUAAACCCAAAGCUUAGAUGAACGUGGACUUCAGGAUUGACAAUGGUGUAGCUGCUGGGAUGAUGAUGGGGAUUCCUGUUGAGCUUGAGGUUACUACCACGGUUGAGAAUCAUAAUGAGAUGGGUGAAAGCUCUGGUCAAGCAAUGAUUGAGCAAGAUGAUGAUGAUGAUGACAACCAUAAUGAAAUGGGUGACAAUUCUGGUCAAGGUCAAGCAAUGCUUGAGCAAGAUGAGAAGGUGAAUCCUGAUUCUCUUCCUCUGGCAGUUGCAGAUAUGGCAGAUAAUCAAGGGGAUGAGCCUUAUGUUGGGCAGGAGUUCGAAUCUGAAGCUGCUGCUCAUGGGUUUUAUAAUGCGUAUGCUACAAAAGUAGGAUUCGUCAUCCGUGUUAGUAAACUGUCACGGUCAAGGCAUGAUGGAUCUCCCAUAGGGAGGCAACUUGUUUGUAACAAGGAAGGCUACAGGUUGCCUAGCAAGCGGGAUAAGGUUAUUAGACAAAGAGCGGAAACAAGAGUUGGAUGUAGAGCGAUGAUCUUGAUUAGAAAAGAAAACUCUGGUAAAUGGGUUAUCACUAAGUUUGUCAAGGAGCAUAAUCAUCCUUUGAUGCCUGGGAGAGUUCGAAGAGGUUGCAUUUAUGAUCAAUAUCCGAAUGAACACGACAAAAUCCAGGAAUUGAUGCAGCAGCUAGCUGCAGAGAAAAAGAGAGCGGCUACAUACAAAAGGCAUCUGGAGAUGCUAUUUGAACAGAUCGAACAGCACAACGAACGCCUUUCUAAGAGAAUCCAACACAUAGUAGACAAUGUGAGGAAUCUGGAACAGAGAGAUCAUCAACAGAACCACCAAGUAUAGUCUUUUGGUCUCUGGUUUUCCCUUGUUCAUUCUUCAGCAGUUUGAUUUAGGAGAUAGAUCUUCUCUUCUUUAUUCCCCAUCUUCUCUCUUUAAUAAAGAUUUAUCUUGUCGAAAACAAAAGAGCUUGCAAUUGCCUUAAAAGAAAGUUUUGUUUCUUCUUGCAA
Camelina sativa (false flax) is the source of this 1027-nucleotide messenger RNA. The record is from RefSeq and is a predicted model, not a curated record. NCBI's taxonomy places the organism in Eukaryota, Viridiplantae, Streptophyta, Magnoliopsida, Brassicales, Brassicaceae.